CACAUUCUCUUCUUGAGUUUUCGUAGCUAGCUUGGGCUGUACGUGUUACCAAACUCCAAAUCAAUGGCAAGUAGUAGUUCUUCUGCAGGAGGUGACAAGGUGAAUAAGCUGGUGACCAUCCUGAGCAUCGAUGGCGGCGGUGUGAGAGGGAUCAUCCCAGCCACCGUCCUCGCCUUCCUUGAGAAGGAGCUCCAGAAACUGGACGGGCCGGAUGCUCGGAUCGCGGAUUACUUCGACGUGGUCGCCGGCACCAGCACCGGUGGCCUUUUGACGGUGAUGCUCACGGCGCCGGACAAGGAUGGACGGCCGCUGUUCGAUGCCAAGGAUCUGGCAAAGUUCUAAAUCGACGAGUCGCCCAAAAUCUUCCCACAGAAGGACUCAAUCUUCUCCAAGAUCGGCACAGCUCUGGGGAUGGUGACCGGGCCCAAGUACAAUGGCAAGUACCUCCAAUCGUUGCUCCGUCGGCACCUCGGCGACACCAAGCUGGACGGGGCUCUCACCAGCGUGGUGAUCCCGGCCUUCGAUAUCACCCACCUGCAACCCACCAUCUUCUCCAGCUACCACCAGCUGAAGAACCAGCCAGCGAAGAACGCGCUCCUGUCAGACAUCGCCAUUGGCACCUCCGCCGCACCCACCUUCUUCCCGGCGCAUUACUUUGAGACCGAAGACGGCAAGGGCGGCACAAGGGCCUUCAACCUCAUUGACGGCGGCGUCGCCGCCAACAACCCUACACUAUGCGCGAUGAGCCAUGUGGCAGAGGACAUCAUCGUGGCUGGGAACGGUGACUUGCUUGGGAAGUCAUACAUGGUCAUCUCCAUCGGCUGCGGGACGUCUUCAAAUCCAAAAGGCAAGUAUAGUGCUAAGGACACCGCCCAGUGGGGCAUCCUGGACUGGAUCCUCAAGGGCAGCACCGUCCCGAUCCUCGACAUGUUCAACGCGGCUAGCGGCGACAUGGUCGACAUCCACCUCUCCAUCCUCUCCGCCGCCCUCGGCUCCUCCCAUCAAUACCUGCGUAUCCAGGUACCUACCCACCUACCUAUUAUACCCAAAAAAGAAAACAUAACAAUGAGUGGCCUAUUGUGGUAAUUUAAAGAGAGUACUGCCUGGCCUCUGCAUCAAUUGAUGUACACAACAAUUAUCUGCUACGGUCAACUAAGCGGAAGCGCAGGCUCAAUCGACGACUGCUCCAAAGCUAACUUGGAUAAGCUGGUGGAGAUUGGGAAUGAGCUUCUCGGGAAGAAGGUAUCUCAGGUGGACCUAGAGACAUGCCAGAAUGUGGAGGUACCCGACGAGGGUACCAACGCGGAGCAACUAGCUAAGUUUGCAAAGCAGCUCUCCCAUGAGAGGCGUCGCCGUCACAACGAACUAGCAACUACACAGACCUAGUGUGUUUCAUUUUUUUCAUCUAAUUUGGUGCAUGUAUAUGCAUGCAUGUUUUUUCCAUUAUGUUUUAUAUGUUCAUAUAGUAAAUCCUACUGUACGGUGGUGCUAUAAUAUAGUUUUGUGCAUAUUACAGAAGAUUUGUUGAAGGCGUUGUA
This is a messenger RNA of Triticum aestivum (bread wheat), 1538 nucleotides long. RefSeq names its product patatin-like protein 2. NCBI's taxonomy places the organism in Eukaryota, Viridiplantae, Streptophyta, Magnoliopsida, Poales, Poaceae. Gene Ontology annotation, molecular function: glycerophospholipase activity; monoacylglycerol lipase activity. The transcript is spliced from 5 exons. Gene Ontology annotation, biological process: lipid metabolic process. The record is from RefSeq and is a predicted model, not a curated record. The coding region runs from base 412 to 1086 and encodes 224 amino acids.